Molecule: messenger RNA, 840 nt
Organism: Triticum urartu
Lineage: Eukaryota; Viridiplantae; Streptophyta; Magnoliopsida; Poales; Poaceae
Source: RefSeq, a predicted model, not a curated record
CUCAAUGGUCUACAUUGUGGACGACAUCUUUGAUCUUGUCGCCACACAAGAGGAGCUCUCUCGCUUUAAUGAGGCGAUCAAAAUGUGGGAUCUUGCAGCUGCCGAGUCACUGCCGAGUUACAUGAUAUCAUGUUACAAGGCUCUUUAUACCAUCACAAAUGAUAUCGCUGAUAUGGUCAGAAAAGAGCAUGGAUUGAACCCUAUCAAUCAUCUCAAGCAAGCAUGGGCAACCUUGUUUGAUGGAUUCAUGAUCGAGGGAAAAUGGCUAUCUACUAAUCAGGUUCCUACAUCGGAGGACUACCUAAGAAAUGGUGUCAUCACUUCAGGAGCACCACUUUUAUUUAUGCAUCUUUUAUUCAUGCUUGGGCAUGAUUUAACGGAGGACAACAACGACCACAUCCUCAAGGUCGUCUCCUGCCCUGCGAAGAUCAUGAGGCUCUGGGAUGACAUGGGGAGUGCAAAGGAUGAGUUGCAGGAAGGGCUAGACGGAUCAUACAAGGAUUUGUACCAGAGAGAAAACCCUCAUGCUGAUGCGGAGAAGCACAUGUUGGAUAUGAUAGCGGGUGAAUGGGAGGAUCUAAACAGGGAAUACUUCUCUCAGACAAAGUCCACAAUACCACCUAGCUUCAUCGGGGCGUCUCUCAACUUUGCAAGGAUGGUCAGCAUCAUGUAUGGCUAUGACGAUGAGCAGAGGCUCCCCGCCUUGGAGGAUUACACUAGGAUGUUGCUCUUUUGAAUAAUGCAUGCUACCGUUGUGUAUGUAAGUCUUAUAUAUGUAGCACACCAAUUUUGAGGGUUGCCCUGUUGAAACAUGGACUAGUAUGAUGCACCAUUAGCUAA